AUGCAGCUAGGAUGCUGCGAACAACAAUACAAACCUGAACGAAUCGUUGAGUUGCUUGUCACUAAGUUAACCCCCAAUGGUAUUAUGAUUGUGAAUAUAUCGCUGCUCCAAAAGGAGCUUCACAGUGCUGAGCGACGUAUAAGUGAACUUAAAGAAACGUCAGCAAGCCGGGAAAAGGAGAUUAAACAGGCCAUAGAGCAUGCAAGCUGUGAGCAACGCCGCUUGAUCGAGGCACGUAAUCAACUGCAGAACGGACUAGAUCAAGUCAGUGCGAAUGCAUCUGAACUGCGCACCACUUUGUGCGGAGCGGAAGAGAAAAUCGCUUGUCUAGAAGCCCGAUUGCAGGCGAGUGAGCAGGCUCGAAAGGAGUUGGAUCACAAGCUUGCUGCGAUUCACACCUCACUCCGUCGGCUGAUUGGAUACCGGCAGGACCAACAUCCCGUCAGUAGACAACGACGAUUGGAUGCUCAAUCUCCGGAAAAGUCUGGUUAUGCUCCUAAAAAUCCCGCUAUCACUCAGCAACAGUGUAAAAAGCCAGGUAAAUUUGGUUUGCUAGUCUCUGGAUACUUGUUAUCCAAUCCUUGCAGUACAAAUUGUGAAUCCUUGGUUCCCAGAAGUCGUGAUUAA
This is a messenger RNA of Dicrocoelium dendriticum, 627 nucleotides long. The record is from the annotation of a GenBank genome assembly. NCBI's taxonomy places the organism in Eukaryota, Metazoa, Platyhelminthes, Trematoda, Plagiorchiida, Dicrocoeliidae.